CCGUGGCUUCAGUCAGGACUCUACUGCGCUCCGCCUCUCGGUCAAUCUCUACCAUGAGCUCGCCUUACUCUGUCCGCCAGAUCGGCGCGGCCAACACCCUCGAGUACCGCGCCUUCCUCGAGAAGGAUGGCAAGGUCAUCUCGCCGUUCCACGACAUCCCGCUCUUCGCCAACGAGGAGAAGACGGUCCUCAACAUGGUCGUCGAGAUCCCCCGCUGGUCCAACGCCAAGCUCGAGAUCUCCAAGGAGGAGCAGUUCAACCCGAUCCUCCAGGACACCAAGAAGGGCAAGCUCCGCUUCGUCCGCAACUGCUUCCCGCACAAGGGCUACAUCUGGAACUACGGUGCCUUCCCGCAGACGUGGGAGGACCCGUCGCACCAGCACGCCGAGACCAAGGCCAACGGCGACGACGACCCUCUCGACGUGUGCGAGAUUGGCGAGACCAUCGGCUACGUCGGCCAGGUCAAGCAGGUCAAGAUCCUUGGCGUCAUGGCCCUCCUCGACGAGGGCGAGACCGACUGGAAGGUCCUCGUCAUCGACGUCAACGACCCGCUCGCCGCCAAGCUGAACGACAUCGAGGACGUCGAGCGCCACAUGCCGGGCCUUGUCCGUGCUACCAAUGAGUGGUUCAGGAUUUACAAGAUCCCCGACGGCAAGCCCGAGAACACGUUUGCGUUCUCUGGCGAGGCCAAGAACCGCAAGUACGCGACCGAGGUCGUGCACGAGUGCCACGAGGCGUGGCGCAAGCUCAUCUCGGGCGAGGCCAACAAGGGCAAGAUCGACCUGUCGAACACGACGCAGCAGGGCACCCCGGCCUUUACCCCGUCGGCCGACUCGGUCCCCGCCGACUCGCGCCAGGCCGCCGCGCCCAUCGACGCCUCGAUCGACAAGACCUUCUUCAUCUCGGGCCACGCCGUCUGAACCCCUUUUUUCUUCAUCGAGCAGCGUGCCGCGCUGUGAGCCCAGGCCCGUCUCUAUCUCUUCUUGUCUAGUCGAGCCUGUGUCUCUUUCGAAGCGUGUGUAGCAGCGAGGAGGAGGAAAAACGAGGUUGUGCAACAAAGUCGACGCUCUAUCCGGACCGUCGCCCUCUCC
Messenger RNA from Rhodotorula graminis WP1, 1091 nucleotides. RefSeq lists its product as uncharacterized. Bases 54 to 920 code for a protein of 288 amino acids. Gene Ontology annotation, molecular function: magnesium ion binding; inorganic diphosphate phosphatase activity. Gene Ontology annotation, cellular component: nucleus; cytoplasm. The record is from RefSeq and is a predicted model, not a curated record. The transcript is spliced from 9 exons. NCBI's taxonomy places the organism in Eukaryota, Fungi, Basidiomycota, Microbotryomycetes, Sporidiobolales, Sporidiobolaceae. Gene Ontology annotation, biological process: phosphate-containing compound metabolic process.